Messenger RNA from Carica papaya (papaya), 2205 nucleotides. Lineage: Eukaryota; Viridiplantae; Streptophyta; Magnoliopsida; Brassicales; Caricaceae. The record is from RefSeq and is a predicted model, not a curated record.
AUGAAGGGUCUGCAACUGCAUGGUGAAGAUCUACAUGCACAAGGGAGGACAGAGGCAAACCCAUCUGAUCAUGUAUUUUGUGGUGGUAUAGACCCUGAUCCAGAAAAAGAGAUCUGGCUUCAUCAGGGUGAGCAAGAAGAGGACUUGCUCGAUGUUGACGGUGCUUCCAUUUUCUAUGGUGAGUUACCCGCUCUCCCUGAUUUCCCUUGCAUGUCAUCUUCUUCGUCUUCUUCUUCAACUCCGGCGCCCGUCAAGGCUUUUGGUUCAUCGUCCUCCUCGUCUUCAGCCUGUUCUUCGUCGUCCUCCUCUGCAGUUUCUUGGGCGGUUCUAAGAUCCGAGACGGAAGAAGAUCAGCAGAACGGGCAGUAUCAGCAUGAUAAUUCGGUGGAUGCAGCACCGUCGGGAGCGCUGUCAUCCACAGCCUCGAUGGAGAUCACUGACCAGAUGAUUGAAGGUGUGAAUUGCAUGGAUGUGAUGGAGACUUUCGGUUACAUGGAUCUGGUAGACAACAACGAUUUCUUUGAUCCAUCUACCAUAUUUCACCACGACGACACUCCUCUCGAGGAUUUUCAACUGCAUGCAGCAGAGGAGCAGCUGCUGCAGGAGCAAGAGCAACCGCAGGGAACACAUGGGGAGGACUUAAUUCCUCAAGGUGAUGAUACAAAAGAAACCCAUCAAGAUCAUGUUCAAGAGGGGGGAAAUCCAUCGGAAGAUUUGGCGAUGGUGUUUCUAGAGUGGCUCAAGUCCAAUAAGGAGUCUGUCUCUGCCGAGGAUUUGAGGAGGGUGAAGAUCAAGAAGGCAACCAUAGAGUGCGCAGCUAGGCGAUUGGGCGGAGGCAAAGAGGCCAUGAAACAGUUGUUGAAGCUCAUUCUUGAAUGGGUCCAAAAGAACCACCUUCAGAGAAGGAGGACCAACAAUAAUUCCCCUACUGCUAACAAUGUCUGCUUUCAAGAUCCCUUUCAGAACCCUAAUUCUAACCCGUCUCCCCAAAACCCUAGUCUCGCCUGUAAUCCUAUCCAACCUGAACCAAUUCCUUUCUCCCAACCUCAGUGGAUCCCUCAACCGGGUUAUGUGGCCGAUACGGCCGGUCUCGUUCCUGGUUUCGCGCCCCCAGUUGUGGGGUAUAUUGGCGAUCCGUUUGUUGGUGGGGCUUCUAAUUGCAUCCCUGGUCAUCCUUAUCCAUCUCCCCAAGAGUAUCACAUGCUGGAACCUGCUCACUCGUGGCCAGCGCAUCAGUUUGCGUUGGCUGCCAGUACCCAAUACAACACAUUUCCAGAUAACAAUAUACACCAGCCUCCGGGUUAUAAUCCUGGGUACGGGAAUCAAUAUGCGUAUCAGUAUGUUCAAGGCCAUGGUGAUCAAAGAUUGGUGCGGCUAUGUUCGUCUGCGACGAAGGAGGCAAGGAAGAAGAGGAUGGCUAGGCAAAGAAGGUUCUUAUCGCACCCCAGGACUCAUAAUAAUCAGCAAAAUAACCAGCAGAACCAGAAUCAGAGUGGAGAUCAGCAGCAUGCAAGACUUGGCGGUAACGAUAAUUGCACCCCUGCCGCAGCCCCUCGGGGUAAUUCGAAUAACUGGGUAUAUUGGCCAGGGCCUGUCGCUACCGGAGCGGCUGCUCCAACCCAGCCUGUACUGCCUAAUGACGCACCAAUAGUGCACCAAGUGGAGCGGACUCCAGCAGUUCAAGGGCAAUCGUUUCAGCGACAGGUGGCAUCAGACAGGCGACAGGGAUGGAAGCCUGAAAAGAACUUGCGGUUUCUCUUGCAAAAAGUUUUGAAGCAAAGCGAUGUGGGUAAUCUUGGAAGAAUCGUGUUGCCGAAGAAAGAAGCAGAAACGCAUUUACCUGAACUAGAGGCAAGAGACGGGAUUUCGAUAGCCAUGGAAGACAUUGGGACCUCUCGUGUUUGGAACAUGCGUUAUAGAUUCUGGCCCAACAACAAAAGCAGGAUGUAUCUUCUCGAAAACACAGGUGAUUUCGUCAAAACCAACGGGCUCCAAGAAGGAGAUUUCAUUGUCAUCUACUCUGAUGUUAAGUGUGGCAAAUAUCUAAUACGAGGAGUGAAAGUAAGGCAACCAGGGCAAAAAUCAGAGACGAAGAGGCCUGGAAAAUCACAGAGGAACGUGCAUUCAAGUUCUCCAUCUAGCACCGCCAAUGGCUCCUCAUCAUCUCCCGCCACCACCACAACCACCGCCCAGCCUGUUAAGUGA